CUGUUUGUCCAGCAGGACUCGGACGUCGGAAUCAAGGAAAAGGACGCGAACGAUGCUGAAAUCCACCCUUCGCCCCCAAGCCGCAAAGAAGACGAUCAUGAGCACGAGAAUGAUGGUGGUCGACCACCAGGGGCGCAAAUUGGAUGACGAUGACUCGGAUGAUGUGAUGGAGGUCAACCCCGAAACCCUCCCCGACAACCUCAAGUCCAAAUUUGCGGAGUUCAAGUUUGGCCACUUUACCCAGGCUGGCAGGCGACGUGCUGUCGAGAAGAAGGCCGAACAAGAGCCGACUAUGCAGGUAUUUCGGACGGAGACGUGGGCAGGGAACGAAGACGAAGACGAGGAUAUAGAGAUGAACCUUCAGCGAGUACUCGGCGUCAAAAGGGGGGACGCAGGCGGAAAGCAAACCCCGGAGACGGACGCAAUGCCUAUCUCCGCGGGAGGAAAUGAAAAAGGCGAUGAGCCGCGUCAAAAUCAGGGCAACAAAGUCAAGGCUUUCCGGCUAAAGCGGAAAACGGCCAAGGUAUAUUGGGAGCUGGAGUAUGACGAGAAAGGCUCAGGCGCUCAGAACGUGAACAUCACGGAUAAUUAG
Messenger RNA from Parathielavia appendiculata, 592 nucleotides. RefSeq lists its product as uncharacterized. The record is from RefSeq and is a predicted model, not a curated record. NCBI's taxonomy places the organism in Eukaryota, Fungi, Ascomycota, Sordariomycetes, Sordariales, Chaetomiaceae. The coding region runs from base 53 to 592 and encodes 179 amino acids. The transcript has 2 exons.